AAGAAAUCCUCUCUUUUUUUUGCAGUUCUGGCAACAUUAGGCUUGCUCUGAGCUGAGAAGCAAGUUGCUCAAUGGCAACAAAAGGAAAGAAGAAAAAGUCUUCCAAAGAAGAGCAGACUUGGAAGUUGAGCGAUUUUGAAAUUGGGAGACCAUUGGGCAGUGGAAAAUUUGGGAGGGUUUACCUGGCUCGAACAAAAGAGGGAGAGUACAUGGUUGCUCUCAAAGUCCUCUUCAAGGAACAGCUUAUCAAAUAUCGAAUGGAGAAUCAGUUGGUCAGGGAGAUUGAAAUCAGUAUCAACAUCGGGAGACACCCACAUAUAGUGGAGUUCUACAACUAUUUUGACGACCAUGAUCGGAUCUACCUCAUGCUUGAGUACUGCUUCUACGGAGAGCUGUUCCGGGUGCUGCAGGACAGCCCAGGAGGACGCUUCCCAGAGAACCAGGCAGCCACAUAUGUGAAACAAGUGGCCAAUGCUUUGGACUUCCUCCAUUCAAGAGGUAUCAUCCAUCGUGAUAUCAAACCAGAGAACAUCCUAGUUGAUCAUGGUGGGAAUCUCAAGGUCUCUGAUUUUGGAUGGUCUGUCCAUGUCCAUGGUGGGGACAGGCGAGAAACUAUGUGUGGGACACUUGACUAUCUGGCUCCAGAAAUUGUGGCAAAUGAGGACUAUGGUUAUGAUGUGGACAAUUGGUGUGUGGGAGUUCUUUGUUAUGAAAUGAUCAAAGGAUAUCCCCCAUUUGAACACGACUCCCAGAAGGAGACCAGACGUCGCAUCACAGCCCUCUUUUACAAGUUCAACAAUAGAUUCUCUGAUGGUGCCAGAGAUCUCAUUUCCAAGCUUCUUCGGAAGAAACACCGACGACUGAGCCUGGUCGCAGUCCAGGAGCAUCCGUGGGUGGUUGCAAACUACACUGAUCCAGCUAGUUUUGUGCCAAAAGAAGACAGAGCCUCUGCAGAGACCCCACCUGCAGCUGCCUCGAGCAUGGAAGAACAGCCCUCUUCUCAAUUGAACGACUAUACCAUGGAUGUUGAAAGCAGUGUUGGCAAAUAGGACACUGAACUUCAUGCUAGAAUUGUCUUCCAUACAAGUAGAUAUGACCAAACUGGGA
Messenger RNA from Darwinula stevensoni, 1107 nucleotides. Lineage: Eukaryota; Metazoa; Arthropoda; Ostracoda; Podocopida; Darwinulidae. The record is from the annotation of a GenBank genome assembly.